Rubroshorea leprosula is the source of this 2010-nucleotide messenger RNA. The record is from the annotation of a GenBank genome assembly. Lineage: Eukaryota; Viridiplantae; Streptophyta; Magnoliopsida; Malvales; Dipterocarpaceae.
CGGGAAUUGCCCAGGAUUUUUUCUUCUCCUUUGGAUAUGCUUCAUCUUCUUUAACAAAUGUUGAAGGGUUUUUGAAGAUGUUCUGGGUUCGUGAAAUAUACAGAUUUCAAGGUUUGAGAUAAGUAGCUAGGAACUGAACAAAUUUCAAACACACAAGAGCAGAAGAAAUUCAGCUCCUAUUCCAGGGAAGUUGAUUCUGAUCACGAUGGAUCUAAAGGGUAUAACUUGGGUGGGCAAUGUGUACCAGAAGUUUGAGGCUAUGUGCUUGGAGGUGGAAGAAGUUAUGUACCAGGAUACAGUUCAAUAUGUUGAGAAUCAGGUGCAGACUGUUGGUGCUAGUGUCAAAAAGUUCUACUCUGAGGUCAUGCAAGAUGUGAUGUAUGAUUUUCUUCCCCCGUGUUCAAUGGAUCCUGUGAAAGCAGUCUCAGCUUCUGACUUGCCUAUGGAGAAACAUGCUGGGAAAUAUAAAAAGGCACGUAUAGGUUUGAAGGAAGACAAUUUUAAAGUUGAUUGUAAGCAACAGACAGAGUAUUCAGACAUAACUGCUGAUGUGACGGAGGAUACCAGUCAUGAGUCAUCUUUUCAUGGGCUUCACAGUGUUGAUAAUUCAUAUGAUUCAUCACCGGCUAGAUUUGUCAAAGGAUAUUACUUGUCUUCAGUUAAGCGCAGAAAUCGAAGUGUGCAUAACAAAUCAAAUCAAGAAUGUUUGCCUAUGUCUGCCAUUUCUCCAGAAACCACUUAUUUGAAGAAAGAAUUAUGCAGGUCAUCAUUUCAUGAGAACACAAAAACAAAUCAUGGUGCAUCGCAUCACCAGAUGCCUGCAACUUCAACUGCAGUUUCUGCUGAAGCUGAUGGGUCCACCUUUAUAGAAGGAAGUCACCAUGAGAUUGAAAAUGCCAGUGAGUCCAUACCAGGUACUUCAAAUUAUGACUCACCUUUGGUUGAGUUAAUUGGAAAAAGAGAAUUGGACACGAGGUCUUCGUCCUAUUGUGGUGUAUCUGCAGAACCAAAUGGUGCAGAUGGUCUUUCAAAUGCCAGGAUGGUUUCUCUACCAGAGUCCUCAAUUGAUGGUGACAUAAAUUGCAACAAACCUUGUGAUGAAGUUGUUUUGACUUCCCAUCCAGGGGAAUUGAAAGACUGGACCAUCAAUACAAGGGAGAGCACUACCGUCCCCCAACAGGGAAUUGAAGACAUUCAACAAUUGAAUAAAAUUGAUGUUGAGGAAAGUUGCAUAAUGGUAAGUGGAAAUGAACUUCAUUUUGUUUCCGAGGAAGGCAAGCGCAGGCCGUACAAGAAAAAGAUUCGGGAUGCUAUUUCCUCAAGAAUGAGGUCAUCAAGGAAAAAGGAAUAUGAACAACUUGCUAUGUUGCAUGGGAACGAUGCAGAGUCUGAUAAGGGGAGUUUGAUGCCAACUCUUUCAAUAAACGACACUGGUAUAUCACCAAAUAACGAUCUAUUGGAGUCUGAGUGGGAGCUUCUUUAAGUUUCAGAUAAUAGCUAUGUAAAUAUUAUACCAAACGGCUUCUGCAUCUUCAGUCGCUUCUUGCUGAUGAGGACAAGGAGUAAACUAGAUGUGGAAAUGAAGUAAAUGAUAAAGUCUAGAAUAAUUUAUGGCUUAUAGUUCCCAAAUGUAAGGGAGUACACAGCAUAUUCUAUCUCUGCUGCAACGAAUUUCACAUAUGGUAAAUUCUUUAUCCUGUUAAUUCAUCAAUCUUUGUGACUACCUUUCAGCCUCCAAUUAUGGUUUAUUUAUUAUCAAGGUGUUGAUGUUCACAUCAGAUGAGAAAUUAAUGGGACUUUUAGAUUGUGGAAAAGAUGAGAAAUUAAUGCUAUUAAGAAGCUUCUUGUGCUGGCUAAGACCAUUGAUGCAUAGAACAUGCAUGAUUCCAUGUAUGAGCUUUGUGACGUUCAAGUAGGUCACUGGAGUCUUCAUUGCUGCCAUGAUUCUCUCCACAAUUUCCGUUAUGCUAUGUUUGGGAAUGUGAAUAUGAUUAAAGUGCAUUUGAAUUU